Molecule: messenger RNA, 3648 nt
Organism: Talaromyces proteolyticus
Lineage: Eukaryota; Fungi; Ascomycota; Eurotiomycetes; Eurotiales; Trichocomaceae
Product: SGNH hydrolase-type esterase domain-containing protein
Exons: 14
Coding region: 1-3648 (1215 amino acids)
Molecular function (GO): phosphatidylcholine lysophospholipase A1 activity
Source: RefSeq, a predicted model, not a curated record
AUGUGGAGGUUUUUUUUCAUAUUUCUCUUUCUUUCGGGUUCUUUCUCCCAGGAUUUUGAGUGGACCGCUUUAGGAGACUCAUAUGCGUCUGGGGUUGGUUCCGGAAACUAUGUGGAUGGAAGACGAUGUCUACGAUAUGAUCAAGCCUACCCAGUAUUCUUGAACGAAGACCCAAAUCUCUCACCAUUGAAUCACAUCUUCAACAACGUCGUAUGCUCCGGAUCAACUACUGAAGAAGUCGAGCUUUAUCAGUUCUACGAUGACGACACCUCAAAUCAACCAAAUUGGCAAUUUGCCCCUCGUCCUAAGUUCGGAAAUCCACAAAUGGCUACUCUGUCUAUCGGGGGUAAUGAUAUCGAUUUCAAAGGCAUUCUCUUCAAUUGUAUCAUCGAAUCCACCCAGUUUGGUUACAAACCUACGAAACCGUGCGACCAGCAGAGACAGGAAACUCACGCUCUGAUUGACAGCCCAGACCUGGUCAACAACAUUGAUCAUCUUAUCAAGAAAACCGUCACAAAGGGCAGAUCGGGCACUAUUGGUGACGCCUUCAGGUUAUACGUUACUGGCUUUCCAGAGUUUUUCAACGAGAACGAUCCAGGAUGUGACACAGUCACAUUCGCCCGGACUGCAAAUCCAGUACCAGAUGGCAACGAGCACAUUAUGAUGACUACGGACCUUCGAAAGGAUUAUAAUUCAAUGAGCCGCGCGCUCAACACAGCGAUUCAAAGUGCCGUAUCUUUGAAUGCUGAUUCAAAUGUCAAAUUCAUUGAUAUCCAGGCUAAUGGGCUUUUGGAUGGUCAUCGGUUCUGCGAACCCAACAUCAAGGAGCCAGAUCAAAAUAAUGAGAAUCUUUGGCUAUUUCACUAUCCCUAUAAGCAAAACGAGGACCAAAACCCUUCUCCCGAGCUGCAAAUCAUGAUAAACGCCACCGAUCAAAUAACCAAUGGGUUAGAUAUAUCAGCACUGGGGGUCAAAUUUCCAAAUAUUUCGGUUUUUGAAGACGCACUUUGGGAUGCUGUUAAUGUCACUGAAGUGGCUGCAGUAAGUAGCGAUCCUGUAGAUGACAAGUGGUAUGACCUCUGGAGAGACACUGUUGGUUGGCGUGCAAAGCUUUUCCAUCCUCAAGUCGCCUACCAUUCUGCAAUCAGGGAGUUGGUCCUCAAUCAGUUCCUAGAAGAUACUCGACCGGCUACCAAAGGAAACGGGACAUGUGUACCCGUUGGUAGUACCUUUGACCCUCAGAUGCUGCGAAUAUUAUCUCUCGGUGGUUCGAUCACUUGGGGUCAGCAGUCUCCUUCCGGUAAUGGUUACAGAAAAUACCUUCGUGAUAAACUUAUUUCCAAUGGAGCCAAUGUAAACAUGGUUGGCACUAUAAAGCACGGAACUAUGGGAGACAAUGACAAUGAAGGCUGGCCAGGCUUCCGCGUUGACCAGAUCAGCGAUAGAGCCAAUAAUGAUCUUCCGUUGCUUCCCAAUCUUGUUCUCAUCAACGCUGGCACCAACGAUGUAGCGCAAGACUACGAUAUAGACACUAUUGACCAGCGUUUAGAAGACCUGGUUAACAAGCUUCUAGACGCAAUACCUGGCACUGUGGUUAUAGUCUCAACUCUUUUGGUCAAUCGCAACGCAACUAAGGAGUCUAUCACCCAGGGAGUGAACUCAAAGUACGUCAAUAUGGUUGAAAAGAUGGCUGAUGCGGGCAAGUUUGUCUACCUUGCCGAUAUGUCCAGCAUCACAACCGAGAUGAUAAACGCCCGGGACGGAACUCAUCCAACUGACUACGGAUAUGAAGUUAUGGCUGGAUUAUGGUACAGCGCCAUUCAAGAGGUCUACGCCAAUUGCUGGUUGACUGCUCCGGCAGCCGUGGCGGGCUUGAAUGAUUCUGAUACACAAGGAGGGAUCACAACGUGUGAAGCAAAUUCUGCAAAUUUCCCUGCUCCAACUCAGAUCCAAAAGGGGUCUGGAUACAACGAUAGCAAUUAUCAUCAUGUGGGACAUCCUUAUGGUGUUGAUGAUUUUAUUUAUAACUCUGGAGAGGGAGUUCUUGGUAUCGUAAUAAAUGAUGGAACAGGUAAAGCAGGAUUAUGGACAUAUAAUGAAUAUGCCUUGAAUAUCAGCAUGGGUCUUUGUCCUGACAUGCGAUUUGGUGAUCUCAAUGGAGACGGACUUGCUGACUGUUUUUGCGUGGGAUCUGAUGGGACACUUUCUGCAUAUCUGAAUGAUGGUGGUGGAAGUUUCCCUACGGAACCAAUAUGGACUGCAUUAGGCGUUAUAAUGUCUGCACAAGGCUAUAGCAACGAUAUGGUCAGGUUAGCGGAUAUAGACGGGGAUGGUAGGGUUGAUUACUUGGGUAUUGACGCAGAUGGAAAUGUUCGAGGAUGGAGAAAUGUCGGCACAGAAAAGACUGGAUCGCCAAGCUGGGUGGACAUGGGCAUUAUUAAUAGUGGAGGCACCAUGGGAGACGUAAAUGGCAUUCGCUUUGUCGAUAUCAAUGGAGAUGGGAGAGCUGAUUGGGCUUGGGUCAGCAACACUGGUCAGAUCUACACUUCUAUCAACCAGCGCGGAUCGGAUCUUAGUUAUCACCCUGUCUGGCUACCUACCCUACUCACACAUCAAGGAACUGGACAGGGUGGGCCAAACGUGACAGAUAGAUCCCAUGUCCUGCUUGGUAAUGUCAUAAAUAAAACGUUCACGGCGGACACAAAUUUUCCAAAAUACGAUGCUCAGGGAGUAGAUUACACAACUAUUUUUGAGUCUGAGGACAAACUAUCCUUACACGCACAUGUUUUAGGUAAUUCAGGCAUUGGCGGAGCCAGGACGAAAGGAGACGGCGUACACUAUUGCGACAUGCGGGGAUCGGGAACAGACGAUCUGGUGUGGAUUGGUAAGACUGGGAACCUGACACUUCAUGCAAACAAUCACAUGCUCCCAGCUUGGGGACAGUAUCAACAUAUUUUUAUCGCGACGGAAUCUUUGAUGUCCGGUCAUGUCCGAAAGGACAUUCACCUGGCAGAUCUUGAUGGUGAUGGAAAAUGCGAUUUCCUUCUAGUCGACAAGGAAUCUAACUCGAUUCAUAUGCUACGCAAUGACUACUCCCGGGAGACGGACACCUUUUCAUUCACAGAUGUGGGAACUGUUUCGGGAGGUGUCAAUUGCCAAGAACAUUAUGGGCCUGGAUUGUUUGAUCUAGCUUCUUCGAGCGCUGUCUACCGCUCAACUAUUGAUCUGGAGCUAAUUUCUAUGGUAGGCGAUGGCAAGGCCGAUUUCUUGUGCAUAGGCCAAGACGGUACAGUGAAUGGCUGGCUGAAUAAAGGACUCAACAACUUCCAAUCCGCAGGGAUCAUAAAGACCACCGAAGGAAAAGAACGUGCCAAUCUCCGGUUUGCAGACAUAAAUGGAGAUGGACGUGCGGAUCUCCUCGCGCUAGACCCAGUCUCUGGAGCUGCUGCAGCUUGGACCAACGGAGGAUCAGGCGGCAACAGCGGUGAAACAUUUAACUGGCAGAGUCAGGGUACUGUAUUUCCUGGAGGGUAUAUGAGAGGGGAAUGCAUCCAUUUUGCAAAUAUCAACGGUUAUGGACGCGCUGAUUAUGUCUAUAUCGAACCCAACCUCGCCCGCGGGGAUGUCAUUUAUAAUGUGUGUGCUUAA